Siniperca chuatsi (mandarin fish) is the source of this 2918-nucleotide messenger RNA. RefSeq names its product septin-1-like. The record is from RefSeq and is a predicted model, not a curated record. The transcript is spliced from 2 exons. Bases 468 to 1697 code for a protein of 409 amino acids. NCBI's taxonomy places the organism in Eukaryota, Metazoa, Chordata, Actinopteri, Centrarchiformes, Sinipercidae. Gene Ontology annotation, molecular function: GTP binding.
ACGGCUGAUUAAAAAUGGGAUCCGAGCUUUGUCUUGGAGCACUAGCUAGCUACUUGGGCUAAAAACAAACCGGUGCUAGCGGCACGAGUGCAGCAGAGCAUGAAAGGACAGCAGCAGCUGCUGCGAGGAGGAAGUCCUGGCUGCUUACCACUCCAUGUAAUCUUAUCUUCCGUUAAAGUGAUGUCAUAAUGUGAGAAUGCUACUGAGCUAGCCUAGCACAGAGCCACGCCCCCUGACCCCCCACACUGCACAAAGCCACUUUGGUAGAUUUUAAACUGUGUGUAGGAGGUGGGCACAGGCUGAAGGGCAGCGUUUCUUCACUCGUUAAUACUUUCAGUUACGAUACAGUAUCUAAUAAUAGCUUCUGAUAACAACAUGACAGCUGACAGGAGGCUACUGACUUGUUUUUCUUUCAUCCAGAGAACUAAUACGCUGCUCCAUCCUCCAGCUCCUGUGAAGCUGUUACCAUGGCAACGAACACCUCAUCUAAAUAUGAUGACAUCAUUUCUAAAAGUGUUCUGAUCCAAUCAGGAUCUCCUGCUCGCUACCAGCUGACACCAGAGAAAGGGAAUAUUGGAACUCUAACAAGAAUGACUCUUGGUGAAAAACAUGUGAACAAAAUAAACAAAACCAUCUUGCUUGUUGGUGAAACAGGAGCAGGAAAAUCUGCUCUGAUCAACGCUCUGGUCAACUACGCCAUGGGAGUGAAGUGGGAGGACGAUGUCUGGUUUCAGAUCGUAGAGGACGAGGAGAGAAGUCAAUCAGAAAGUCAGACAUCAGAUGUGAUCGUGUACCAGAUCUUUGGUUUUGAAGAUGAAACUCUGCCCUACUCUCUGACCAUCAUCAAUACUCCUGGAUACGGAGAUACCACAGAGACUGAACAAGAUGUAAGAGUCAGUCACAGAUUAUUAGACUGGUUCCGCUCAGAGGAUGGAGUUCAUGAGAUUAAUGCAGUGGGUCUGGUGCUGAAGGCAACUGAGAAUCGACUGAGUGACCGACUGAGGUACAUCUUUGAUUCAGUGGUGUCUCUGUUUGGAAAAGACAUGGAGAAGAACAUCGUUGCCCUCAUCACACACUCAGAUGGAAGAAAACCUAAAAAUGUUCUGAAAGCCCUCGAGGCUGCAAACAUUAAGUUUGCCAGAAAUGAAAAGAAUCAGCCUGUUUACUUCCUGUUUGAUAACUGCCAGGAUGACGACAGGACAGAGGACACAGAAGACCUUAAACAUGCAGAUGAAGUAACAACGAAAGGAAUGAGUCAGUUCACAGACUUCCUGGGAAAAGCUGCACCUCAGAAGUUGAUAACAACUGUUGAAGUGUUGAAUUCACGCAUCACACUGACAGCCUGCAUCCAAAACCUGCAGGAGAGAAUCACGUUCACUGAACGUAAACAGAGAGAAAUCCAACAGACUCAGAAGCUUCUGAAGAAAUAUGAACAAGUGAUGAAGAACAAUGAGGAGUUCACUGUAGAAGUUGAGGAGGUCUACAAAGAUAAAGAAACUAUCAGUGGUGGGAUGUGGGGGUUGGGGUUUUAUCAAGGAGCUGUCUGCUGUAAAGUCUGUGAGGAGAACUGUCACUAUCCUGGAUGCACAAUGGCCUGGAGUCCAGAAAGCUGUGAGGUCAUGAAAGAUGGCCGCUGCACUUCAUGUACCAGGAAGUGCCCUGCAUCAGAUCACGUGAAAAAGACUGGAUCUAUGUGACCAAGACAAGGAAAGUUCAGAUGACCAACGAAGACAUGAAAAAGAAUAAAGCAGAGACUGAGAGGAAGGUAAGCCUUUUGGAAAAAGAGAUGGAAAACCUUGAAGCAAACAAAACACAGUGUCUGGAUGAGGCCUACGAGCAUGUUGUGAAUCUGGAGAAGAUCGCCCUGAAUGUUGUUUCACUGUCCACUUAUGUCCACCUGGACGUCCUGAUUCAGGAGAUGGAGAAGAAAAAGGACACAGAGAAGGUUCAAAAACUAAAACUAAUGUCAAGUCGAGUGGAUAAAGGACUGCUGGCUGGGCUGAAAUACGUGUAUAAUGAAGUGUUCAAAGGAAACAAACAUGACAGGGACUCUGGGGUCUAGACUGAUGACAGAGUCUCGUGGAGUCCACCUGUACAUCACUGCAGCAAGGUGCGACGUUAAACCACUGGAGGUCAGCAAGAUUUGAAGUCCAUCUGUGUGUACUGUUAGUUUACUAAAAGUGAACCAGAAAACAUCAGCGUGAUCAGCUGGUGCCUUGUCUGUUCCUCAAACAUGUAAAAGUUUCCGUGCAGUCAUCGAUCAUUACAGUUCAUAUUAAUGGAGUCGGCGUUUGUCUGUGUCUUCUCUGAUGACAGCAGCUGAACCCAAAUAUAAAACUAGCUUAUGUAUUUACAUAAAAUGUACAAUUAUCUAAACAUUGUGUUAGAGAGUCUGAGCAGUGGUCGAACAGCUGAAAGCAUGUUUUAUCAGCGAUUAAUUACUUAGUGAAUUCAGAAACAGGGCAGUCAUUACCAAUCUGCAGAAAUGUUUAUUUUUGUUUAACAGCUGUGUCAUUUACCAGUGUACACAUGAAUGCAUCAGCAUUAACAGUCUAUUAAUAUCAGAACUAAUACUCUCUGGCUGCAGUAUAAGCUGCCUACUUUAAGGACUUUUUGCUGAUAAUACUUCUGUACUUUUACUUAUGUGAUAUUUUCAACGCAGAGUAUUUUUAUACUGCAGUGUUGCUACUUUUACUAAAGGAUCAGAGUAGUUCUGGUUCUGGUCUGGUCUACACCGCUUUGAUUGUUGGGAUUGUUAUAAUUGGUGUUUGUGUGAUGGUUGAUUUGCUUUAUGUCAUUUGUUCUCAGGAUGAAUAGAUAUAGCUUAACUAACUAAAAGACACAUUUAAUUUGAUUCUGUUUUAUUAUUUUACACUGAAACAUCCAUAUAUAUAUAUAUAUAUAUAUAUAUAUAUAUA